CUCAUUAUUUACUGCAUUGCCCAGUGCCAUUAGCAAAUCGCCCGCAUACCGUCAAGGCGUCAACAAAACAAAAGGAAACCCAACGGCCUCUUGGCAUCAUUUGCAUCGGCUCCCGUUCCUCCUCCUACCUUGUAGGACGACUCCAAAGAGCAAAAGUGAGGAGGAAGAUGAAUGGCAAUGGAUAUGAUAAGCGCUCGUGGAAGAAGAAGCGGCGAAGGCAGACGGAGGGGUUCGAGGCUGUGGCCAUGUACUGGGCGAGGGCGAAGAAGGACGGCAAGUUUGGUCUCAGCUACCUUGACAACCAGGUCUUCUCUUGGUCUGUCAGCGACAUCUUCGACAGGGAUCUCCUCAGGAAAAAGGUCAAGCGGAUACCGGAUACUUUCACGUCAUUUGAGAGUUACUUGGAUUCGUUUACUUGGCCGCUGAUUGAAGAAGUACAUGCUGAUGUAUUCUCAUCGCUAGAUGGUUAUUCUGAGGCAAACUUUAUAGAAGUAACACAGGUGGGAAAUCUUGAUGCUAGUAAACCAAUACUCGGUUUUCGAGUUGCAGAACCAGUGAAGGAUGAGAAGUCAAGGGAGACAUAUGUACCAGUGGAGAAUGAUAUAAUUGUCCUGUCCUCACAUAAGCCAAGGCAUGUGUCUGAUUUGACACAAAACAAGUCAUCAUUUGUGUUAGGUUCGGUAAUUAAAACUGGAGAAGAAGAUGGGUUCCCUCCGGACUGGUGUGUUGUUCACUUGUCAUCUGCCAUUCUCGUUGAGGCAGACUGUCAUACAAAAAUUCCAAAAAGGCCACUGUUUCUUGUGUUCCUUAUAAAUAUGAAGACAUACAAUCGCAUAUGGAGAUGCCUUCAUUUGGGACAAAAUUGUAGUAAUCUCUUUGAGCUUCAGAACAAAAAGAGUAGUGGUCCCGUAACUAAGGCGUGGGAGUUCAAGCCAAAGGUGUGUUGGUCCUAUGCACACAAACCCGCGGAAGCGGAAAGUUCCCAAUGCUCCCAACCAUCUCAAUGUUUUGAUGGUAGGUUGAUUGAAUGGCUUGGCCUUGAGAAAUUCGGUCUAAAUGAUUCACAGUUGAAUGCAGUGUCAGAUUGUGUAUCAUUAAUGGAUAGCAACUCUUCAUCUAUAAAGCUAUUAUGGGGUCCCCCUGGGACAGGUAAAACUAAAACUAUCAGCUCUAUAUUAUGGGCCAUGCUCAUCAAGGGCAGGAGGACACUUGCCUGUGCACCUACGAAUACUGCUGUGUUAGAGAUUGCGGCUCGGAUCGUCAAUCUAACUGCGAAGUCUUCAGAUGGCACCGUCUUCCUGAAUGACAUUGUUCUGUUUGGAAACAAAAAGAAGAUGAAGAUAGAUAAUGACUAUUAUCUUUCAAAGGUGUAUCUUAACUCUCGUGCUGAGCGCCUGUUGCCAUGCUUCAAGUCAAAUACAGGCUGGAGGCAUUGUUUAUGCGUGCUGAUAGAUCUUCUUGUCAAUUCUGUGACCAAGUACCAGUUGAACAAUGAGGAUAAAACAUUCAAACAACAUUUGAAAGAUGAUUACAAUAAACUUUCUCGGAAUUUACAUAGUUACAUAACUAUACUAUACAAUGAUCAUCCAAGAAACCUGGAAACAGGACAGAGCUUUCAAUGUAUGCUGGAGGUCCGUGAGUUGCUCAAAAUUCUUCACACUUUGAUAAAUGCUGGUAAUGGUGGUGAUAUAUGGAGCGAUGAACUGCUCAGAAGCACUAUAGAAGAGGAGGUCAACCCUGAGCUUUGGCCUUCACAGCUAGCCUGCAUACGGACCAACUCAUGCAAUAAAUCCAAGUUUGUGGCUGCAAGAUCUUUGUGUCUGCAAGAAUUAAUAUAUCUUUGUAAGAACAUGGAGCUCCCAAAUUGUUACAGUGCACAAGAUGUUCGACUAUACCUGCUGUCAAGAACUAGAUUGAUUAUCUGUACAGUUUGUAGCUCAUUCAAGUUGUACAAUAUACCUAUGAGAAAUUCUUCUCCAAGUUUACAUCAGCUGCUAAACAAACCCAAAAUAUUGAUUCCUCUGGAGUUGCUGAUAAUUGAUGAGGCUGCUCAGCUCAAAGAGUGUGAAACCUUAAUUCCUCUGCAGUUGCCUGGCAUAAGGCAUGCUGUUCUCAUCGGCGAUGAGUAUCAAUUACCUUCCCUUGUGAAGAGCAAAAUAUCUGAUAGUGCUAACUUUGGACGAAGUGUUUUUGAGAGGUUGAGUUCCCUAGGCUAUAGUAAGCACCUUCUCAAUAUCCAGUACAGGAUGCAUCCAGACAUUAGCAGGUUUCCAGUUGGUACAUUUUAUGAUGGCAAGCUAUCUGAUGGCCCCAAUGUCAGUCACAAGGACUAUAAUAAGAUGUUUUUAGCAGGAAAACUGUUUAGGCCAUAUUCAUUUAUAAAUAUUGAUGGCAGCCAUGAAACAAAUGAAAUGCAUGGUCGGAGCCUUAAAAACUCAUUAGAAGUCGAUGCAGUUGUGAUGAUAGUGCAGAGUUUGUUAAAAGAGACGCUUUCUACACGAAGCAAGCUUUCUAUUGGUGUUGUGUGUCCAUACAAUGCUCAAGUUAGAGCUAUACAGGAAAAGGUUGGGAAGCCCUGCAGGAAGUAUGAUUAUUUCUCAGUGAAAGUAAAAUCUGUGGAUGGUUUCCAAGGCGCGGAGGAAGAUAUAAUUAUCAUAUCAACAGUCAGGAGUAAUGGAGCUGGUACAGUUGGGUUUCUAUCAAACUUACAGAGGACUAACGUGGCUCUAACAAGGGCCAAGCAUUGCUUAUGGAUUGUGGGGAAUGGAACCACUCUGUUCAACAGCAAUUCCGUUUGGCAGAAGAUCGUCAAGGACACAAGAGAUAGAGGUUGUUUUUUUAAUGCCACUGAUGAGAAAGAGUUGCUGAAUGCAAUUUUCAAGCCUGCUGUUGAGUAUCCUCAUGCUGACAAUUUAGCUAAACAUGAGCAACACGGACAGAAUAUAUCCGACUUAUCAGCUACUGACACAAUUCAGCAACUUGCAUGUCAGUUUACCCCUGGAAGUGAUCUCCCACCAAAGUUCUCUAUCACACUCAAUGUUGGUUAUACUACAAGAAAAUUCAGUUCAUCAAGCACCCUGCUUAACAGCUCUCCUUUGCAACUCACAGCAACAGCGGUACCAAACGCAGAACCAGCUUCUCAUGGCUCUUCAGCUACUGGAGCAGUUGAAUUGCCUGUAACCGAAGAUGGGCGCUUGGUUGAUGGGAAAAUCUCCUUUCAGAAUACUGUGAGGAGCACUUUGAUCAGAAUCGACCACGACCCUAGACUUGCAUUUGACUUUCUGGCAGUAGCAACUACACGGGAGCAAGCAGCACCUCUUACCCGGGAGCAGUUUAAGAAGCAUGACAGAAUGGUCGAAUCUCCUGCUCCAGUUACCGCUGAGGGUUCGGAAUGCUGCAUCAGACUCAAUGAACAGGAGCAAGUAGCACCUCCUACCAAGCUGCAAUCGAAGAAGCGUGGUAGAAAUGUUAAAGAUCCUGCUGCAGCUACUACAGGGGCUUUGAAAUGCAGCAUCGGACUCGAUGAAAUAGCUACCCGCCAGCAAGCAGCACCUCCUACUCCUGAGCAAUCUAAGAAGCGUGGUAGAAAGAGCGAACCUCUUCCUCAAGUUAUCACAGAGGGUUUGAGACGCAGCAGCCGACUUAGUGAAAAAGGCAAGCACCAUCAAGUAGCGCCGUCUCAGGAGCAAGCCAAGAAGCAUGGUAGAAAGGGAGCGACACUUUCUCCAGUUACCACAGAGGCCCUGAGACGCAGCAGCAGACUGAAUGAAAAGGGCACGCAUCAGCAGAUAGCGCUUUCUAUCCCAGAGCAAGCUAAGAAGUGUGGUAGAAAGGCCAAAAGGCUUCCUCGAGUAACCAUAGAGGGUUUGAAACGCAGCAAAAGAAUGAGUAGAAACAACAGCGAAGAAUUGGCUGAUGUGGAUUGCAAUCCAUAAAUGGCAAGGAAGCGACGCCUACCUGCCGAGUGCCGACUACAUCAAAGGAGGUUACAACAGAAUUGUAUAGGUUGGGACAUGUCUGCAGCAAGCAACAUGAUCGACCCUUCUCGCACUACAGGAAACUGGUUAAAGAACGUGGGUGAAAAACCGUCAAACUUAAUGUAAUAGGCCGUCGAACUUACCGUAAGAACGUGGGUUUACCGACGAAUAUAGCCGACGGCGAUUUUUGGACGAA
Zea mays is the source of this 4173-nucleotide messenger RNA. RefSeq lists its product as uncharacterized. NCBI's taxonomy places the organism in Eukaryota, Viridiplantae, Streptophyta, Magnoliopsida, Poales, Poaceae. The coding region runs from base 168 to 3935 and encodes 1255 amino acids. Gene Ontology annotation, molecular function: helicase activity. The record is from RefSeq and is a predicted model, not a curated record. The transcript has 8 exons.